This is a messenger RNA of Salmo salar (Atlantic salmon), 5451 nucleotides long. RefSeq names its product dystroglycan 1. Gene Ontology annotation, biological process: nerve development; muscle attachment; axon guidance. Gene Ontology annotation, molecular function: calcium ion binding; laminin binding. The record is from RefSeq and is a predicted model, not a curated record. Gene Ontology annotation, cellular component: dystrophin-associated glycoprotein complex; basement membrane; sarcolemma. NCBI's taxonomy places the organism in Eukaryota, Metazoa, Chordata, Actinopteri, Salmoniformes, Salmonidae.
UAACAAGGUCAGUUUUAUGAUUAUUUAUCUCUCAGUAUAAUAGCAAAUUCUCUAAAUAAACAAAAGCAAUCCGUUUUUAUUAUUCAUCAGUGUCAUUUAUUUCCUAAAUUGUUAGUGUGUUUCGUCACCAUCCAUUCUAAAGACUAGCUAGCACAUUCGAUUAAUCGAGACUAGCUUCUACUGCAUCUUCUCGACGGAAGGUUAACAACAGUGGUCAUUCUUCGGUUCUCGUCGUCGACAUCUUAAAAUAAUGGAUGGAACGGGAGAAAAGGAGGCAAACUGGCUGACUAACAUGGCUGACUAACUACCUGCCACAUCUCUCUUCAUGGAUAACAGAGGAAGACGACAAAGGAAACACAAAAUAAAACCUCAUUAAUUAUCAACAAAGACAAACAUCCAGAGGAACCAACCCACCACUAUCGUUCCAUCACUCUGAUUUCCAGUGCAUGUGGUCCUGAAGUUGUCCUAAGGAGGAGGCGGGGAACACAUAGGCCUACCACUAUGCACUGUAAACAGAGCGUUUGGGACUGUGGAAGUGUGGGGAGAACCAGACCUCCCCCAGGCAGGACUAUCCCCCUGGUGCUGGGGCUACUGGUGGCCCUGGUCCAGGGCAGUGUGCCUGGGAGACCACUGGUGGAGGGCCUGGGGGAGAUGUUGUCGGUGGACCUGGAAGCCUCCAUGCACACCUCUGUCCUCUCUGACCUGCAGACUGCAGCCUCUGUAGCCACAGAGGGACCUCCCACGGGUAUCCCACAAUCCCUGGCUGCGGUCACAGAGGUGGCCCCUGAAGGAAUCCCUGACUCUUCAGCGGUGGUAGGCCAGGGAUUCCAUUUGAGGAUUCCGCCCAGGGCGAAGAAUGGCAGUUGCAAUGUUAAGUUAACUGAGGUGGGAAAGGAAAGCUUACCCUCCUGGCUGAACUGGGCCACAGGGAGCUGCAUCUUACGAGGCCUGGCCCUGGAGCAGGACAGAGGUGUCCACCAUAUCUCCCUCUCUGGCUCUGAGAUGAUAAACAGUGGCCAUGGUCUGGAGGUCUUCUCUAUUGAGGUGCACCCAGAGGAGUGGGCCGACACUGAGCCAGCCCUGUUGGCUCUCCAGGCUGAGGCCAACAACCUCCAGCCAUUCACCUGCGGCAGUGAGGAGCCCGUCACUGUUCUCACCAUCAUCCUGGAUGCCGACCUCACCAAGAUGAACGCUCAUCAGAGGGUAGGCCUGCUGGCCAGCAUGAAGAAGUUUUCUGGUGUCCCCCUGGAGCACAUGAGGGUGGUCCCUGUCGUCAACAACCGCCUGUUUGACAUGUCCGCCUUCAUGGCUGGGCCCGGAAAUGCCAAGAAGGUGGUGGAGAAUGGGGCCCUGUUGUCAUGGAAGCUGGGCUGCGCCCUGGACCAGUCUAACAUUCCGAACAUCAACAGCGUCCAAUCGCCUGCCAAGGAUGGGUCCAUGUCGUCCAAGCUAGGCUACCCAGUGGUGGGCUGGCACAUCGUCAACAAGAAACCCCACCUGGUGAAACGGGUCAGGAGGCAGCUGGGAAACACCCCCACCCCUGUACCCUCCCUGCUCCCCCCAACCACUUACCCUGAGCCCCCUACUCGAAUUGUUCCCAGCCCCACAUCCCCUUCCAUCUCCCCAGCCACUGACAGCUCUGCUCCUCCUGUCCGUGGACCCUUGCCCCUGCCGGUGAAGCCCACUAUCAGGCUGAGAGAUCAGAUAGCCCACACUCCUACUAUAGGGGCUCCUCAGCCUACUAGGGUCCUGGGCACCACCAGUACCAUCCCCAUCCAGCCUACUAUGACCCGGCCUGCUAUUCCAGAGGCUACUGCACUUCCCACCCCACCAAGCACCACUAGAAGGCCAAAGACCUCCACCACCAAGAAAACCAAGAAGGCAAAAACCUCCACUCCAGUGCCCAGAGAACCUAAGACCACCACGGCUAAGCCACCCAGACGCACCACCCCUCUGUCUCCUGUUCCUGACUACAACAACGAGAAGCCCCAGCUUCGCAACCCCAUCGACGAGGUGAAUGCCUGGGUCGGGACCUACUUUGAGGUGAAGAUUCCUCCAGAUACCUUCUUCGACAAAGAGGACGGCACCACGGACAAGCUGCGUCUGACUUUGAGGAAGAACCACAACGAAGUGGUGAGCGAGACCUCUUGGAUCCAGUUUAACAGCACCAUCCAGCUCCUGUACGGUCUCCCAGAGAAAGAACACGUAGGCAAACACGAGUACUUUAUGCUGGCCACCGACAAGGCAGGCAUGAGCACCAUAGAUGCCUUUGAGGUGCAUGUCAACCGUUGGCUGUCCACCGAUAAGCCCUCCGUUGUUUUUGCCGCCCGUUUCCAUGGUGAGCCCAAGACAUUGGCCAACAACGUCCACAAAAAGAUCCUCCUGACUAAGAAGCUGGCGUAUGCAUUGGGUGACCGGAACACCAGCACAGUGACCCUGCGGAGUAUCACCAAGGGCUCCAUCGUGGUGGAGUGGACCAACAACAGCCUCCAGCAGAGCCCCUGUCCCAAGGACCAGAUCACCGUCCUCAGCAGAAAGAUCUCCGACCCCCAGGGCAGGCCCACUCUGGCCUUCUCCAAUGCCAUGGAGCCGGACUUUAAACCCAUCAACAUCUCCGUCCGCGGCACCAACAAAUGCCAGACCUACACUUUCGUGCCCCCAGGAGAAGUGACCAUCCCUGUUCCCCCUCCAGCCACUCCUUCCCCUGGCACUGGUCGUAGCACCAGUGACGAUGUUUACCUGCACACAGUUAUCCCAGCUGUGGUGGUGGCGGCGCUACUGCUGAUUGCCGGCGUCAUCGCCAUGGUCUGCUACCGCAAGAAGCGCAAGGGCAAGAUGAGCAUUGAGGAGCAGGCUACCUUUAUCAAGAAAGGCGUGCCCAUCAUCUUUGCAGAUGAGCUGGACGACUCCAAGUCUCCCCCGUCCUCCAGUAUCCCCCUCAUCCUGCAUGAGGAGAAGCCACCCCUGCCCCCUCCAGAGUACCCCAACAUGGCUGGCCCUCACAGCACCCUGCUCAACCAGGAUCUCCUGAUGGAGGAGUACUCCAUCUACCAUGAUGAUGACCCCAACGCACCCCCCUAUCAGCCCCCGCCACCCUUCACCGUCCCCAUCGAGGGGAAAGGGUCCCGCCCCAAGAACAUGACAUCAUACAGGUCACCACCUCCCUACGUGCCUCCCUAACGCUUACAGGUGCCUUGGCUUUGGGAUGGAGGAAGAGGGGGAGCUGUGGUGACUUUUUUGUUUGAAAACAAUUUCCGGAAGGAUUUUACACACUGUACAGUGGGAUGGCUUUGACAUAGCCGGAGUAGACGACCACAUCUGUAUAAGUGACCACUAUGGAUAACGUACUGUAUAAGUCUAACACUGGCACAGGAAAACUGGACAGAGACCGUUUGUAAACGCCAGCUCUCUUUCUUUUGUUGUCCUUCAUAGUUAUGCUUUCAACUCUUGCGUAAUCUUUAUUUUUUAUUUUUAUCUGUUCUUGCCAAGAAUAAUGAUUUUUAUCUUUGAAGAUGUACUGUUUCUAUUGUAUAGAAAAUAAUGCAAAAGCGAGAGAGACUGUAGGCUGCAGAGGCCUUGGAGCAAAUGUCACCAUGACAACAGACGUGUAGGCUCUCAAUCACAAAGUUCAUCUUUAUACCAAUUACAGUAUCACUUAUUGGUCUUUGGAUUAGCUCUACUAAGAUUUUGCUCCUGUUAUUUUUAGAAGGUCAUCUAAGACAAAGUCAAACUAAAAACAUGAAACCAUCGUUUAUUUACAUCAUAACCUUACAUUUUAUAUUCUCCUCUUAAUGUUACCCUUUUUCUUUCUUUUACUUUUUAUCCCCUCUUAAAAAUAACAGGUGUAAAACUUUCACUGGUGCAGACGCCUAAUAAAACUAGCCCUUUCUAUCUGGCAGAACUGAACAUUCUAACUGGUAGCCUAAAAAGGACGUUUUUUUUUUUAUUUAAAUUUUUUUAAUGCAUAAUGGGACUGAAAUAUCCUCUGCUAUACAGGUACUGUACUUGAUCAACAAGUAAAUCAUAGACUGAUAGUGAGUGACCACACUUCUUAAUGUAAGAGGAUUACAAAACAGGAGGAAUAACGACGUCAAUAUACAUCGGUGUAUUAACUUGCCGCUGAUCUUGCCCCUGAAACAGAGAGAUCACUAUACAGUGCCUUUAGAAAGUAUUCACACCCCUUGACUUUUUACAGCAUCAAUUUAAAAUUGAUUACAUUUAGUUUGUCACUGGCUUACCCACACUAGCCUAUAAUGUCAAAGUGGAAUUAUGUUUUUUAAAAUUCUUUACAAAUUAAUUAAUGAAAAGCUGAAAUGUCUUGUCUUAGUAUUCAACCCCUUUGUUAUGGCAACCCUAAAUAUGUUUAGGAGAAAAAUGUGCAGUACAGUGAAACUGCAAAAAAUGUGGCAAAGAAAUUUGACUAUGUCCUGAGUACAAGGCUCUUAGACUUACCCAGAAAGACUCACAGCUGUAAUUGCUGACAAAAGUGAUUCUAAUAUGUAUUGACUCCGGGGUAUGAAUUCGUAUGUAAAUGAGAUGUCUGUUAAAUUUAAGAAAUUGGCAAACAUCUCUAAAAACAUGUUUUGACUUGUCAUUAUGGGGUAUUGUGUGUAGAUGGGUGAAGGGGAAGAGAGAAAAAAAUAUCUUUUUAAAAUUGUAACACAAAAUGUGCAAUAAUGGUAUGAAUACUUUCUGAAGGCACUGUACUAUUCCAGGGUUGCCAAGGUAGUGAUAAAGCAAAGUAUUCCUGUUUUCUUUUUCAUCAUAAUGCUGGGUCAAUGAGAUGCUGUAACUAGGCAGCAGAGUGAGCUGAUGGAAGUAAAUCAUUAGGCUACUAGAUUGAUCAAUUAUUUGUUAGUGUUGAUGUAAGUUUUGGGGUUCAGGUCUCCCUUGGACCAGGUCUGUUGCAGAAGAGAUUUUAUCACAAUGAGAAAAUAACCUUAACUUUUAUUAAGUAAAUGAAAUAAGAAAAGUGAGGGGGAACGUACAGUUCUGCAAUAUCCGUGCUCUCUGCCUCUAUGCUGCUGCACUGUAUCGUUAGUCUCUCAGUCAUCAUCAGUUGUGAGACAAGUGUAUGUACAUAAUGGUGUGCCUGUGAAACUGAAGAUCUCAUAACGUUAAUGUGUUUUAUCAGUAGAGUUAUGCUAGUGGGAGGGAAAUUUUAUUCUCAAUUUUUUUUGUCUAGAUUCGUCACGAUGUCAUAAAUUUAAAUCAUAGUUUGAAGGGGCAAAAAAAGUUGACUUUCCCAUCACUGAAAAUAUUGCAUCCUGUAAAGAAUACGAUGUGGGAGGAAGACAAGUGAAUAAUGUAGGUUUCAUAUCUGAUAUCACCAUAAGGAAAAAUGGUGAGGGGGAAAAAAAUCUAAUGUUUUUACUGAAUUUUUGAUACGGUCUCAAAUUGUUUUAUGAAAAUAUAUUAAUAAAGAUGUACUACUAUUUGUAAAGCCUCAAA